AUGUCCACCACGAACGCGUUCUUCUAUGGCACCCUGUGCCACCCACGCAUCCUUCAACGCGUAAUCGGCAACGAUGGCUCUCAUCUGCGGAUCUGCCCAGCCGUUCUACUCGACUACACUCGCCAUCAUGUCGCCGGCGCAGACUACCCAGCGAUCAUUCCAUACGCACGCACGAAAGAGCUCGUGAAAGUCGAGUUAACCCCCGAAGACCGGAGCGUACGCGGCACCCUCGUCACAGGCCUGACAUCGAACGACAUUCGCCUCCUCGACAUCUUCGAAGGCUCCGAGUACACGCGCGACCCCGUGCGCGUUCACCCCCUCGGGCCGGCGUCUCCGCCUCCUCUUGCAGCAUCGCACGCCACUCAGGACUUUGUGCCCGCCACAACUAACCCUUUACCCAAACCGGAUGAACUGGCACCGGCUGUACAAGCCAGUGCCUACGUCUGGUCUAACCCAGUUACUGAGUUGAAGCCAGAACUCUGGAGUUUUGAGGACUUCGUGAGGGAUAAUGCUUGGAAGUGGGUGGGAGAGGGUAGCGCGGAGAACAGUGACUACGGAAAGGUUGACGACGCGAGGUGGGAGGGAAGGCCAACGAGUGCGUAG
This is a messenger RNA of Peniophora sp. CBMAI 1063, 603 nucleotides long. NCBI's taxonomy places the organism in Eukaryota, Fungi, Basidiomycota, Agaricomycetes, Russulales, Peniophoraceae. The record is from the annotation of a GenBank genome assembly.